AUGACUAAGCCUAUUUCACAAGAGUUGAAACUUAACGUAUCCUACUUUUAUCGAGAUGACGAGACUCGGCGUCUCAUUACCGCCGAAGAUGCCACACAGCUGAAUAUUAUGAAUGAUGAUGAGUACUAUUCACGAGGAGAAAAAUAUUACGAGUGCUAUGUCUGCCGCUCAUAUUAUCAAAUGUCGCGUUCAUCUCUGUUGGCUCUGUUGUUGUUUUGCACUCUGGCCGUAGCUGUUAUCAUGGUUACAGUAGUACUUCUAUGCACAUUUGCUUCGAUGUCAUCUGAAUACAAGGAUGAGUCGGAUGCUGAAGUCGUUGGAGUGAUCAACUGGUUGCACUACCCUAUUGGCGAUCUCUCACUGCGGAGAGAACUUGGUAUAUGCAAGCAUUCACCACUUAGUCAUGGAGAGCAUUCUCCACGACUAAUUGGUGAACGAUAA
Molecule: messenger RNA, 441 nt
Organism: Strongylus vulgaris
Lineage: Eukaryota; Metazoa; Nematoda; Chromadorea; Rhabditida; Strongylidae
Source: the annotation of a GenBank genome assembly